Molecule: messenger RNA, 729 nt
Organism: Populus nigra (black poplar)
Lineage: Eukaryota; Viridiplantae; Streptophyta; Magnoliopsida; Malpighiales; Salicaceae
Product: early nodulin-like protein 19
Exons: 2
Coding region: 92-607 (171 amino acids)
Cellular component (GO): plasma membrane
Molecular function (GO): electron transfer activity
Source: RefSeq, a predicted model, not a curated record
GAAUGCCCCAUUCAAUUAUAGUAAAAAAAGUGUGCUCCAUCAUCCUCACUCUCGCAAGAAAGCAGCAGCAACAAUAACAAGGGACUGCACGAUGGUGUCCAGCUCAGCUCAGCUCAUCUUCUUUUGCUUCUUCAUCCUCUUCUCUGCCACUGCCACCACCGCUACUGACCACAUCGUCGGUGCUAACAAAGGCUGGAACCCUAGUAUCAACUACACUCUCUGGGCAAACAACCAAACCUUCUAUGUCGGUGACCUUAUCUCUUUUAGGUACCAAAAGACACAGUACAAUGUCUUCGAAGUGAACCAGACUGGUUAUGACAACUGUACUACAGAAGGAGCCCUAGGCAACUGGACUAGUGGCAAAGAUUUCAUACCUCUUAACGAGGCCAAGAGAUACUACUUCAUUUGUGGCAAUGGACAAUGUUUCAAUGACAUGAAGGUUACCAUCCUUGUUCACCCUUUGCCGCCGCCGCCAUCUGGUAGCAUUGCUGCUAAUUCGACCCCCUCAGGUUCUGCAGCUCCAGUGGCUUUCCAUAAGGGAUUGGUGGGCUUAAGGGCUUUCGUCUUGGCAUUUGCUUCAAUUUGGUUUGGAUCUAGUAGUAUUUAGUGAUUUAAUUUGUCGGGCGAAGCUUGGUGGAACUGUAGUAAUUCUGUUUUCCCCCUCUAUUUGAUCAAUUUUUUAUGGAAUUUAAUCAAUUUUAGUUAUCUUUUAUUCUCGACUGAGAACAA